This is a messenger RNA of Rubroshorea leprosula, 474 nucleotides long. NCBI's taxonomy places the organism in Eukaryota, Viridiplantae, Streptophyta, Magnoliopsida, Malvales, Dipterocarpaceae. The record is from the annotation of a GenBank genome assembly.
AAACCACUCCAAAACCGCUGCAGCAAAACGGCUGCGGCCGUGGUCUUCGUAGUCUGCUUCUCUGAGAUGGAAGCUGGCGGGGAUAGUUCUUUUUCCAAGGCUUCUUCUCUGAGAUGGAGAAUCCUUCGCCGUGCCAUUCUUCCUCGUGCUUCUCCACAAAAUCUUGAUGAAGAGUCUCAAUCGGGCAUUAGGAGUGUCUCGAGGAAGGCGACGAAAGGAUUUAACUUGAUUCCAUUCCAGCUGGUGCACGAAGAUUCACCGUCUAGAGAUGCUGUCUGUGCUAUGCUUUGUCCAUUAAUGGAUCUCUCAAGCUUGUUCUAACCCAAAGAGUGGAUAACUGUGCUGACCUCAAAGAUUUUGAGAUCUGUAAUAAAUACAACAUUGACAAUGCGGGCAUGUCUGUAAUUCUUGAUCAUCUGUGCUUAUGAACUUUCGCACUAUUAUUAAUUUGGUUGCUUGCUUUAAUCCUGCAAC